This is a messenger RNA of Armigeres subalbatus, 672 nucleotides long. RefSeq lists its product as uncharacterized. Gene Ontology annotation, biological process: DNA replication, removal of RNA primer. The transcript has a single exon. Gene Ontology annotation, molecular function: RNA-DNA hybrid ribonuclease activity; nucleic acid binding. The record is from RefSeq and is a predicted model, not a curated record. Bases 1 to 672 code for a protein of 223 amino acids. NCBI's taxonomy places the organism in Eukaryota, Metazoa, Arthropoda, Insecta, Diptera, Culicidae.
AUGUGCUCGGUCUUCUCGGCGGAGGCCGCAGCCAUCUUUCAGGCAAUCUCCCAACCGAACAGCGGACCCACACUUAUUGUGUCUGACUCGGCAAGCGCACUCUCUGCCUUGCCCUCCGCAUCCAACCGCCACCCGUUCAUCCAAGCGAUCCAGGAAUACAUCGACGACAACACCACCCUGAUGUGGGUCCCCGGCCACGCAGGAAUAGCCGGCAAUGAAAGUGCCGACAUUCUGGCUAACAUCGGCCGAGCAAGCCCCUAUAUCACCCGCAGCGUUCCUGCCGACGAUGUGAAGCGAUGGCUGAAGCAGCAAAUCAGCACGGCUUGGGCCAACGAAUGGCGGAAACAAAGAAACCUCUGCAGGAUGGUAAAAAACUCCACCCUUCCCGGAACCGACCUGCCCAAUCGCCGUGAGCAGAUGGUGCUGUCUCGCAUGCGUACGGGGCACACCAAUCUGACGCACAACCUGGGCCCAGGAGAGUUCCACCAUAAAUGCAUCAUCUGUCACUGCACGAACACCAUUUGCCACCUCCUAAACAACUGCCCACAAUACGACGAGGCAAGAAGGGCGAAUAACAUCAGCAACGCAGUCGACGCCCUAAAAAAUGACCCGAUCAACGAGCGGCUGCUCAUCAAUUUUUUGAAGGACAGCAAGCUUUUUCACCGAAUCUAA